Syngnathus acus (greater pipefish) is the source of this 1333-nucleotide messenger RNA. RefSeq names its product replication factor C (activator 1) 4 (gene rfc4). Gene Ontology annotation, cellular component: nucleus; DNA replication factor C complex. Gene Ontology annotation, biological process: DNA repair; DNA-templated DNA replication. Gene Ontology annotation, molecular function: ATP hydrolysis activity; DNA clamp loader activity; DNA binding. The transcript has 11 exons. The record is from RefSeq and is a predicted model, not a curated record. NCBI's taxonomy places the organism in Eukaryota, Metazoa, Chordata, Actinopteri, Syngnathiformes, Syngnathidae. Bases 177 to 1247 code for a protein of 356 amino acids.
GUGUCACCCAGGGCGGGAAAAUAUCCUUGUCUUCCGCAUGUAAAAUAUCACUGUCCAGUGUGAAGCCCAGCAAUUUUGUUUCAUUUUAUUCAGGACACACUUUAGAUUUAAAAAAGCAAGCCAAGCCGGUCUGGAGACGAGUUUGCGCCACGUCGUUAACAGAGCAGCACGGAAUCAUGCAAGCAUUUUUGAAAUCAACAACGAGACCCCAGAAAGACAAGUGUGCUUCCGUUUCCAGCAUUGAGAAGAAAGCGAAGCUGACUCCAUGGGUUGAAAAAUAUAGGCCAAAGUGCGUUGAUGAAGUCGCCUUUCAGGAAGAAGCUGUAGCGGUUCUCAAGAAGUCACUGGAAGGAGCAGAUCUUCCAAAUCUACUCUUCUAUGGUCCACCUGGAACAGGAAAGACCUCUACCAUAUUAGCUGCUGCGAGAGACCUUUAUGGCCCAGAACUAUACAAGCAGAGGGUGCUUGAGCUCAAUGCUUCGGAUGAAAGGGGCAUUCAGGUCAUCAGAGAGAAGGUCAAAAACUUUGCUCAACUCACUGUUGCGGGGACUCGGCCAGACGGGAAGCCGUGUCCUCCUUUUAAGAUCAUCGUCCUGGAUGAAGCCGACUCCAUGACCGCACCAGCUCAGGCCGCGCUCAGAAGGACAAUGGAAAAGGAGGCCCGCACCACACGUUUCUGUCUCAUUUGUAACUAUAUCAGCAGGAUCAUUGAUCCCCUCACUUCCAGAUGUUCCAAGUUUCGUUUUAACCCCCUUGCCGAUCACGUACAAGAAGAGCGUCUGCUGGAGAUCUGUGAGAAGGAGAACCUCAAAUACACAAAAGAGAGUAUCUUAGCACUGGCGAAGGUGUCAGAGGGAGACCUGCGCAAAGCCAUCACUUUCCUUCAGAGUGCUGCACGACUCGAUGCCAACGGUGAGAUUACAGAAGUUGCCGUCAUGGAAAUAGCUGGGGUUGUUCCUACCGAUAGGAUCAACAAUUUGCUUCAGGUCUGCUUCAAAGGAAGUUUCGAGAAACUCGAGUUGACAGUCAGGAGCGUGGUGGAUGAAGGCUACACAGCCACGCGGGUCCUGAGUCAACUUCACGACCGUAUCGUUGAGCACGACUCGAUGAGUGACGAGCACAAGUCUGUCAUCGCUGAAAAAAUGGCGGUGGUGGACAAAUGCCUGGCUGACGGUGCCGACGAAUACAUGCAGCUCCUCAGUCUAUGUUCGGUAAUGUUCAGCUGUGAAGUAGUUCAGACCCCCUGAUCCUUGAUUUCUUUCUUUUCUUUUCUUUUCUCGUGUUGAACUCAAUCCCAAAUGCUUUGACUAAUAAAGUAAUUGUGCUCAUGAGA